AUGAUUACAUUUACCAAUUUCAACUUAAUCAUUCUUCAUAUACGCCUGCCUAUCUAUCUAUCUAUCUAUCUAUCUAUCUAUCUAUCUAUCUAUCUAUCAUACUGCUCAGAUCUAUCUAUCUAUCUAUCUAUCUAUCUAUCUAUCUAUCUAUCUAUCUUCAUUUCUCCAUUUCUUUGUAAUAGACUGAUCAUAUCUAUCUAUCUAUCUAUCUAUCUAUCUAUCUAUCUAUCUAUCUAUCUAUCUCUCUAUCUAUCUAUCUAUCUAUCUUUUUUUAUGUCUUUUUGUUUCUAUAUAUCUAUCUAUCUAUCUAUCUAUCUAUCUAUCUAUCUAUCUAUGUCUUUCCUGUUUAUAUCUAUCUAUCUAUCUAUCUAUCUAUCAUUUCUAAUAUGUCUUCAUUUGGCUCAUCCCAUUCACGAUAAACGAGAGUAUAUUUUACCUAAUCUCCUAAAUGUACGUAUUUUCUUCUUCUUCUUUUUCUCUUUUUCGAUUCCAAUUUCUUUACUACCCCUCCCCUUCUUCUUGUCUUUUUCGUUUUCAGUUUACUUACUACACUUCUUCUUCUUCUUCUUCUUCUUCUUCUUCUUCUUCUUCUUCUUCUUCUUCCACAUAUCCUCAUCCUACUCUUACCGGUCUUUCUUCUUUUUCCUCUUUCUUCUCUUUCACGCUUUUCUUAUUCCUUUAUUCUCUUCCACUUCCUCCUCUUGA
Molecule: messenger RNA, 705 nt
Organism: Acanthosepion pharaonis
Lineage: Eukaryota; Metazoa; Mollusca; Cephalopoda; Sepiida; Sepiidae
Source: the annotation of a GenBank genome assembly